GAUGAGGGGGGUGUCGUCGCUUCCCUCUGGGCGGUGCUAACGAGCUAAAACAUUUCAUAACAUGUUGUACAAUUGGCAUUGUCCGCCUACAGGAGGUGGACAGGGCUGAAGCGUACCACGCAACGACCUGGACUUUAGUAUAAUUUCGCAUUUAUAUAUACAAGUGUGUUAAAGAUGGCUUCAGCUCUGGCCAACAGAGCGAUGGGAGCCAUCGUAGGGUCGGCCGUUGCAGAUGCAGCAGCACAGCCCCUCCACUGGGUUUAUGACCUCCAGAAGCUGCAGGGGAUCCUGGCUCAGGAUCCAAACCCAGAGUUCCGCCCUGAGUCGGCCAACCCUUUCUACAGGAGGCAGACGGGCCAGCAGAGCUGCUACGGAGACCAGGCGUUUGUCCUGCUGGAGUCCCUGUCUGAGUGUGGAGGUCUAAAUGUUGAAGAUCUGAAGCAGCGCACACUGAAAUUCUUCGGGCCUGGAUCAGAGUAUGACACACCUGUAAACGAUCCUUACAGAGAGAAAGGAGGGCCAAGACCUCAGCUGCCCAUCGAGGGACCGUGGAGACAAGCAAGUUUGAAGAGCUUCCUGAAGAAUGUGGAUGCCGGCAAAGAGGAGACAGGCUGUGAGAACGACUGUCAGAUUGAUGGAAUAGCCAAAAUGGCUCCUAUUGUGGCGUUUUAUGCAGGAAAGCCUGACAUGCUGGAAAAGGUUGAGCAGGCAAUCCGUGUCACACAGAACAAUGAUGCAUGUGUGGCGGAGACUCUGGCAGCAGCAAGGUUCCUUGAGCAUUUCAUCUUGAAUGGUCCUGAUCCAAAAGCCUUGGACUCGGUGCUCGAUCAGCUCAGAGACCCGAACAGAAAGCAGCCCCAGGAGCUGGACAAAGCAGUCAUUGGGCACAUUCAUCAGGUGAAGGAGAAUUUAUCAAAGACUCCAAAGGAGCUAAUCCCCACCGUGUUUCCAAACACAUGAGGUUUGCCAGGUGCGUUCCAAGCAGCGCUGCAUGGAGUCCUCACAGCCGAGCACUACGAGCAGGCUGUGAGAGACACCAUGAGCUGUGGGGGAUGCACCUGUAGCAGAGGGUCCUUCAUCGGAGCCUGUCUCGGGGCUCAGGUCGGACUUGAGGGAAUUCCAGCUACCUGGACAUCCAAAACCCUGCGCUAUGACUCCGUGUUGGAGCAUGCCAAGAAAAUAACCAAACAUCACCAAUAGUUAUUUUUGUGGCAGUAUAAUGUGUUUUACAAUCUGAGGUUGAUGGGAACAAAGUGAAGAAACUGUUGCACUUUUACAGAACAGUGAAUGAAGGUUCUUGUCUAAACUUUUGGACGGCAGGAGCCGGAUGUUUUUGUCUCUGUUAAAGUUUAACAUGUUGGUUCAGAUGUUCACUAACUGACAGCAAUAAAGUAAUUCUGGAAAAAAAGUAAUGUAGAAUGGUUUGUGCAGUAUCAAGUUUGGCUGUUUCAUGAUGCUACCAGUAUCGACCAGUAAAGGCAGGGCUUAUCAUUUUGACAACAAGAAAAAUUAGAAAUAAAGCACUGAAAUGUUUUUAUCGAAAUGUUAUUCAAAUCCUCAGUACCAGAGAGUCAAGGUGUGACUUGUUGGUGAUGUCCUUGUAUUGUAUAUUAAUGCCUGAGUUAUUAGUUGUGGAUAGACAGAAGUAAAAGGUAGUGAAGUGAUGAAAUACAGUGAUCUAAGGAGUGGGGAAAUAGCAUUAAGUAGUAAAUAAAAUAGAAAUAAGAUUAAGAAAAUGCAGUGUGUGACUGGAGAAAGAAAAAAUCACCCCAUUAGUUUUCCAAUGUAUUUACUCAAGGCAGUUCUUUUUUUUUUCUUUUUUUUCCCCUUUUUUUGACAUGCGCAUAAGCCUUUUUCUUUUGUCAUUUUAGUUUGCACAAAAUACAGUAGGUCCAAGAAUCUGGAAAAGUUGUAUUUGGGAAAUAUGUAAAUUUGUCAAAAUCUAUUCCCCUCCAAUGUUUUAAUUUUUCAAUCUGUACCUCACAAAUUUGGUUGAUAACAAAUUAAAUGCAAUGAAAAGAG
This is a messenger RNA of Acanthopagrus latus (yellowfin seabream), 2022 nucleotides long. RefSeq names its product crystallin J1A-like. The record is from RefSeq and is a predicted model, not a curated record. The transcript has 10 exons. Lineage: Eukaryota; Metazoa; Chordata; Actinopteri; Spariformes; Sparidae.